Messenger RNA from Solea senegalensis (Senegalese sole), 1862 nucleotides. RefSeq names its product claudin-3-like. The record is from RefSeq and is a predicted model, not a curated record. Gene Ontology annotation, molecular function: structural molecule activity. Gene Ontology annotation, cellular component: bicellular tight junction; plasma membrane. Bases 82 to 1236 code for a protein of 384 amino acids. The transcript is spliced from 2 exons. Gene Ontology annotation, biological process: bicellular tight junction assembly; cell adhesion. NCBI's taxonomy places the organism in Eukaryota, Metazoa, Chordata, Actinopteri, Pleuronectiformes, Soleidae.
GCUCUCCAGGGAACACUCACUCCAUCAGCUUCUGUUGUCUGAGAUAGAGAGGAACUUUAUCAGCUUUAACAUUGUUCAAACAUGCCUUCGUUGGGACUGGAGAUACUUGGCGUGACUCUGGCCGUCCUGGGAUGGAUGUCGGCCAUCAUAUCCUGCGCCUUGCCCAUGUGGAGAGUGUCAGCGUUCAUUGGCGUGAACAUAGUUACAGCGCAGAUCACCUGGGAAGGCAUCUGGAUGAACUGUGUGGUGCAGAGCACUGGACAGAUGCAGUGUAAAAUCCAUGACUCCAUGUUGGCUCUAACCGCUGACCUUCAGGCUGCCCGUGCCCUCACCAUCAUCUCCAUCGUGUUGGGAAUCUUGGGAGUCCUGGUGGCCAUUAUGGGGGCAAAGUGCACCAACUGUGUGGAUGAGGAGACAGCCAAGGCUCGAGUGAUGAUAGCAGCCGGGGUGGCCUUCAUUUUGGCUUCUCUGACCCAGCUGAUCCCAGUGUCAUGGUCGGCCCACACGAUCAUCAUGGAGUUCUACAACCCGAUCAUACCUGAGGCACAGAAGAGGGAGAUCGGUGCUGCUCUAGGAAGACGACUCAGCAUGUCUGUCGGUCUGGAGUUGAUAGGCAUAUCUCUGUGCAUUUUGGGAUGGAUUAUUGCGAUUGUGGCGUGCGCCCUCCCCAUGUGGAGGGUGACGGCCUUCAUCGGCAGCAACAUCGUGACGGCACAGAUCAUCUGGGAAGGCCUGUGGAUGACCUGUGUGGUCCAGAGCACAGGACAGAUGCAGUGUAAGGUCUACGACUCCAUGCUGGCUCUCUCCCAAGACCUCCAGGCCGCCCGCGCCCUCACCGUCAUCUCCAUCCUGUUGGCCAUUCUGGCCGUGCUCAUUGCCAUCGCUGGGGCCAAGUGCACUAACUGCAUUGAAGACGAGGCCUCCAAGGCCAAGGUGAUGAUCAUCUCUGGUGUCUUCUUCAUCGUAUCCGGAGUGAUGCAGCUCAUCCCAGUGUCGUGGUCUGCCAACACCAUCAUCAGGGACUUCUACAACCCUUUACUCACCGAUGCUCAACGCAGGGAGCUGGGGGCGGCGCUGUACAUCGGCUGGGCGGCCGCUGCGCUCCUCAUCCUUGGUGGUGGACUCCUCUGCUGCUCCUGUCCGCCACGCGAGACCAGAUACAACCCCUCGAGAAUGGCUUACUCUGCCCCGCGGUCUGCAGGUGGCCCCGCGUUGGAAAGGAAAGACUAUGUUUAAAUGGAGAAAAUGGAAGAAUAAAGACUGUCCAAACUAACCCGAGGGUGCGUUGAGGAACAAAGAGACUCCACAUUGAAGGAUGCGUUUGAAUUUGCCUGUAAUAUUGAGUGUCAUUAAAUUAGGCCCUUUGGUUUUUUUAGUGACUGAGACAGUAUGCACAGGAUAUGUGACAUUUGAGUGGAAUUUUUUUUUUUUUAAGAUCACUAUAAAGAAAAGGUUUUUUUUAACAUUUAACACAUUAAAUAUUAUCACAACUGUACAAUCACAAUUCUUUUUUUUUUAAUGUUUACAGCUCAGCUUUUAUAACAACCAUCAUUACUGCUUCAUAAUAAAGCACUUGUGUUAAAUGAUCAUGAAAAGCAUCUUUUAAACUGUUUGUAAAUACUGUAUGAAUAUCAUGAAGAACCCGUAACAGUCGUGACUUUUGGUAACCGUGUGGUGGGAGUGGAGAUGGCUGAGGACGUGGCAGAGGACUCUGAAUCAUUUACAGUGUCCACCGAAGCAAAACAAAAGCCCUCGGGUCCACCUAAAACAAUUAUUGUCUUUGUGUUUUAUGUUCCACUGCUGUACGUGUAACUCACAAGUUUUUUUGUUUUGUUUUUUAAUAAACAUGACUUUUUUUUAGA